This is a messenger RNA of Durotheca rogersii, 1090 nucleotides long. RefSeq lists its product as uncharacterized. NCBI's taxonomy places the organism in Eukaryota, Fungi, Ascomycota, Sordariomycetes, Xylariales, Xylariaceae. The transcript has a single exon. The record is from RefSeq and is a predicted model, not a curated record. Bases 238 to 1020 code for a protein of 260 amino acids.
CGGGCAAGGCGAGUCAGACAACACGAGGAUGUGGUGGUGAGAGAGGCGGAGCUGCGAUGCGGUCUAAGAUGGGAUAUAUGGAUACGAGGUAUUGGUGCUAGACCGCAAGCGGGUGGAAGGAGAACGGGCGCGCCGGAAAAGAAAGAAAGCCCAACGCCCCAGAAAGGGCGACGAGGGCGACGAUGAUGUAGGUGCCGGCCCUUGUUGUCCCGGGUGCCUGGGAGAAGGGGGAAACGAAUGCCCAUCAUUCCGGCUUUGGGACAGCCACGGGGCGAGAGGGGAUCGUGGGCCGACCGACUUGGGUUGUGCCUAUCCACAGCUCCCCCCUUUCCCCCUGCCGCCCAUGCCCGUCCGCGAUUCGCCGAGCAAGCGACCCCGUAUAUACAGAGCUCGUAUAUUACGGAGUCGACGACAGCAGUUCUAUUCUUACCCCUCGCUUCCGCUGGCAUAUGGCUCGGUGCGCGUAUACCCACGGGAUGGCCGGCUGUUUACUUGCGCACCUCUCAUCCACGGGCAGGCCGUCGACCAGCGAUCAAUCGCCUGGCCGGGCCCGGCAACCAGACCCUUUCCUCUUCCUGUCGUCGCCCGGCGGCCGGCGCAGACCAUUCCACCGGCAUUCUAGUUAUCCACCGACAUGGCUGUUCACGCGCCACAGAUAGUGUAAAUGUGCACAGUAACUCUCCGUACGCUCCUCCGCCGCCUGCGAAGCGACACCGCAGAUCUUCACUCUUUGCGGGAUCGCGCCAGACGCCGCAGUGCGCGCGUACUCACACUAAGCAGGCCCGUCCGGCAAGCGGUCAGCCAGCAGGGGCAAGUUGGCUAAAUACUCCGGCAAAGAGGGGAGAACCUCCUCUCUCCUGUCUCCUCUUCCACAGCUACUCCGACUCCAUUAGGUUCGUGGCGACCAGGUGGCUGCUGGCUGGCUUGGCCUACCUACCUGCAUAUGCAUGUAAGGUUACUUGCCAUCCUGCCGCCCUGCCUCCCCCCUCCCUCGUGUAUGCAAUGGUAGGCUGGGUGUAGAUCGCGAGUGCGUCGGCGCGGAGGAUUUGGGCGGUAUAUUUGUAUGCAUGCAGCAGCGCGCGUAGCCGAG